Messenger RNA from Meriones unguiculatus (Mongolian gerbil), 2031 nucleotides. RefSeq names its product dihydrouridine synthase 1 like (gene Dus1l). The coding region runs from base 389 to 1816 and encodes 475 amino acids. The transcript is spliced from 14 exons. Gene Ontology annotation, molecular function: flavin adenine dinucleotide binding; tRNA dihydrouridine synthase activity. NCBI's taxonomy places the organism in Eukaryota, Metazoa, Chordata, Mammalia, Rodentia, Muridae. The record is from RefSeq and is a predicted model, not a curated record. Gene Ontology annotation, biological process: tRNA processing.
GGAGGCUCCGGGGCCCGUGUGUCCCUUUCUUUGGAGCGUGCCCACAGCCACAGGCCUUCUCCGAGCCCCGGCCAGCUCCCACGGCGUGGCAAGUAGUGCUAAUUCAGGCCCCUUUGCCGUCGUCCGGCGGCGGUCUCGGGUCCCCAGCCCAAGGGGCAAGACAGGCUCAGAUCAGGAGGCUCCAGACCAGACCAGGGAAGGGGCCCGCGGGACCGACGUGCUCGCUGCUCAAGAGCCGACGCGGUGUGGGGUCGCGUGCAGCCCGGUGGGUUUCACCUGGCCAGGUCCGGCCCUCGGGAGCGCAGACCCAGAUUUCGGGCACAGACCUGUUUACUCUCCACACUGGUGCCACUAGGCUGGCAUUGAACCAAAUGAGGGUGUGGAGAGGAUGCCCAAACUGCAGGGUUUUGAGUUUUGGAGCCACACCCUUGGGGGCGCUCGACAUGUGGUGGCACCGAUGGUGGACCAGAGCGAGCUGGCCUGGAGGCUGCUGAGCCGCCGCCACGGAGCCCAGCUGUGCUACACGCCCAUGCUGCACGCCCAGGUCUUUGUCAGAGAUGCCAACUACCGGAAAGAGAAUCUGUACUGUGAAGUGUGCCCUGAGGACAGGCCUCUCAUUGUGCAGUUCUGUGCCAAUGACCCAGAGGUAUUUGUCCAGGCAGCUCUCCUAGCACAAGAUUACUGUGAUGCCAUUGACCUGAACUUGGGCUGCCCACAGAUGAUAGCCAAGAGAGGUCACUAUGGCGCCUUUCUGCAGGAGGAGUGGGAUCUUCUUCAAAGAAUGAUUCUGUUGGCUCAUGAGAGACUCUCUGUUCCUGUCACAUGCAAAAUCCGUGUCUUCCCAGAGAUUGACAAGACAGUGAGGUACGCGCAGAUGCUGGAGAAGGCUGGCUGUCAGCUGCUGACUGUGCAUGGACGCACCAAGGAGCAGAAGGGGCCCAUGGCAGGAACAGCCUCCUGGGAGCACAUCAAGGCAGUUCGGAAGGCCGUGGGGAUCCCUGUGUUUGCCAAUGGGAACAUCCGGUGCCUGCAGGACGUGGAGCGGUGCAUCCAGGACACGGGUGUGCAGGGGGUCAUGAGCGCAGAGGGGAACCUGCACAACCCGGCCCUGUUCGAGGGCCGCAGCCCCGCGGUGUGGGAGCUGGCCGAGGAGUACCUGGACAUUGUGCAGCAGUACCCGUGCCCGCUGUCCUACGUCCGGGCCCACCUCUUCAAGCUGUGGCACCACACGCUGCAGGUACAUCAGCAGCUUCGAGAGGAGCUGGCCAAGGUGAAGACCCUGGAAGGCGUGGCUGCUGUGAACCAGGCUCUAAAGCGUCGGUGCCAGGAGGACAUAUCUAGGCAGCAAGAAGGAGUGAAGCCAACUGGCAACUUACCUGCUUUCCACUGGAUCUGCCAGCCCUACAUCCGGCCAGGCCCUAGGGAAGGGAGCAAGGAGAACAGUGGUGGUCGAAGCAAGCGGGCUCUGGAGGAAGAAGAGGGCAGCAUGGAUGGCUUAUCCAAGAAUAAGCUGAAGAAGCAGCUGAGAAACCCUCACAAAACCUUUGAUCCUUCCCUGAAACCCAAAUAUGCCAAGUGUGACCAGUGUGGAAAUCCAAAGGGCAAUAGGUGUGUGUUUAACCUGUGCCGUGGCUGCUGCAAGAAACGAGCCUUCAGAGAAACAGCAGAUUGCCCAGGUCAUGGAUUGCUUUUUAAGACCAAAUUAGAGAAGUCUCUGGCCUGGAAAGGGACCCAGCCUGGGCUGCAGGAGCCUCAGCAAGUGAGGCCUGGAACACCAGGUGGUUUCUCUGAAGUUGUGGGGAGUGCCCUAGCCUGAAAGCCAGCAGGAGCCGUCUCCACUCCAGGACAGCCACUGACGCCUGGACACUUAAGGAAAUACCUUUUCUCAGGGAAUCUCCUAUUGACACAGGAGGACAUGUUGAUGUCUUUAGGCGGGGGCCUGGCAGUACUGCACCAAGGGUGGCCUUGGCUGGACUUGCCCUGUCCCCACACUUGUUUCCAGCAUUGAACAAUAAACCAUUCAGAGAUCUA